Cynara cardunculus var. scolymus (artichoke) is the source of this 1084-nucleotide messenger RNA. Its product is annotated as gamma-secretase subunit APH1-like. The transcript is spliced from 6 exons. NCBI's taxonomy places the organism in Eukaryota, Viridiplantae, Streptophyta, Magnoliopsida, Asterales, Asteraceae. Gene Ontology annotation, cellular component: endoplasmic reticulum; gamma-secretase complex; membrane. Gene Ontology annotation, biological process: protein processing; positive regulation of catalytic activity. The record is from RefSeq and is a predicted model, not a curated record. Gene Ontology annotation, molecular function: protein-macromolecule adaptor activity. The coding region runs from base 78 to 833 and encodes 251 amino acids.
AGGGGACCCGAUCGAUCAGCCUCAAUCAAACCCCAAAACCCAGUUAUAUUUUUGUAGAGAAAAUCGGAAAGAGAGCAAUGACAUUGGCGGCAGGGAUCGGGUAUGUGCUGCUAGCGCUCGGGACUUCCCUCGCCCUCUUCGUUACCAUCAUCUCCACUAAACCCUUCUUGAUCCUCACACUUCUUUCUAGUACACUAGUGUGGCUGAUUAGUUUGAUUGUGCUAUCUGGAGUUUGGAGGGUGUUUCUUCCGUUUAAAACAACAGCAUGGUGGCCUUAUUCAAUCCUUAUAUUGACUUCAAUCGCUUUUCAAGAAGGUCUUCGCCUUGUAUUGUGGAGAGGUUACAAGAAGCUGGAAGGUAUAUUGGAUGCAUUUGCCGACAGAGUUGCUAAACCACGCCUAUAUCUUACUGAUAAGAUGCAAAUCGCCCUUGCUGGUGGUCUAGGUCAUGGUGUGGCUCAUGCAGUCUUUUUCUGCCUCAGCCUCUUAUCUCCUUCAUUUGGUCCUGCAACAUUUUACGUUGACAAGUGCUCUUAUGCUCCAUUUUUCCUUAUUUCUGCAGUUAUUUCCCUCGCAUUCGUCACAAUCCACACUUUCUCAAUGGUCAUUGCUUUCAAUGGAUAUGCCAAAGGGAAUAAAAGUGACCAACUGAUUGUUCCCGUCAUUCAUUUAAUUGCUGGAACGUUGAGUCUCGUGAAUCUGGCUUCUGGUGGCUGUGUUGUGGGGAUCCCGCUGCUGUAUGUUGUGGCAUUAUUGACCUUAGCUUACUGUGGUAAGAUGGUUUGGAGGACACUGACAGAAGCUCAAAUCAGGCUUGCUUAUCAAGAUCAAUGAUUGGAUGUAAACAUAACCAGCAAAGCUUUGAGCGUUCAUUCCAUCUUAAUUAUGCCAUAACAUUGCUUGGAAUGGUAGGAUCUCUCUUUUUAUCAAGAGCAAGUAUUGUGAUAUAUAAGUCAAAAAAAUAUAUAAAAAGCUAAUAGAAUAACCAAGGUUCUUGUACAUGAAAUCAAAACAUAUUGAUGACUUGUGAGAACUCUUCACAAUAACGGUGAGUUAGGGAGCGUUUACCAAAUAAGUGUUUACAA